AUGCGUUGGACAGAAGACAAGAAGAAGCUGCUCUGGGAGCUCAUAUUCGAGACCCAAACCUUCACCCUCGAUCUCCAGAAAGUGUCCGAGGCAUGGCCCGGAGAUGACAAGCCCACCGCUAGGGCGAUCGAGAGACACCUGGACAAUUACCGGAAGAGCGGGAGCGGUGUUAGUUUCCAGAAAGGCCAGAAGCGAGCAGACACUGGAUCCGGGGCCGCUACUCCUCGCAAGAGACGCAAGACUAAGGCUGCUGGUGAAAUCAAGAAAGCUGUCAAGGAGGAGGAUGAUGAUGAGGAGGAGUUUCUUGCAGCGGAGGAAGGUCUUGAUGAAAACUAG
This is a messenger RNA of Aspergillus homomorphus CBS 101889, 336 nucleotides long. RefSeq lists its product as uncharacterized. The coding region runs from base 1 to 336 and encodes 111 amino acids. The record is from RefSeq and is a predicted model, not a curated record. The transcript has 4 exons. NCBI's taxonomy places the organism in Eukaryota, Fungi, Ascomycota, Eurotiomycetes, Eurotiales, Aspergillaceae.